Molecule: messenger RNA, 1755 nt
Organism: Moneuplotes crassus
Lineage: Eukaryota; Ciliophora; Spirotrichea; Euplotida; Euplotidae
Source: the annotation of a GenBank genome assembly
CUGUCUUUUUCUAAAUCAUAAAAAAAAAUUUUAAAUAAAUUUAUUAUUAAUUUAUCUUCCCAAAAUGGAACAAAGUAUCCAAGAUGGCAGUCAAUUCCAGCUGAGAGAGGAACGCAAAUUCUCUAACAACUGUGCUAUUCCGAGGGAAUCAGAACAGAAUCUUUGUGAUCAAGACAUCCAUCUCCGAUUCAGCCAAGAAGAUAAGAGGGUCGGCAUUAGCUCAAAAUAUAUUCAGGUGAAAAAUUUAUGGGACGCCAACAAUUCCUUCCAGUUUUGAGGACAGUUUAUUAAGGGACCCAAAUCAGAUAAUAAAUCGAAAUAUUGUUAUUGGAUUUCAUUUGGGAUCAUACAGUUGAUGUACUUCUCAAUGCUUGCCCCUUAUCUAUUAAUGAGGGUCUCCCCACUUCUGGUAGGGUUUAACCUAAUCAUCCUAGUGACCACGAUAUUGCUCUCAGUGAUUACUUCAUUCAAGGAUCCAGGCAUAAUUCUUAGAUAUCCUCUGAUGAAAGCUCUGAAUGACGGUUUGAUUCCUGAAAAUUUUCAGAAGGAUUUAAAUGGUGAUAAAGAGCAGAAAUUUUGUAAAACCUGCAAGAUAUGGAGGCCUAAAAGAGCUUCUCAUUGAUCAGCCUGUGGCUGAUGAGUGGAAGUCUUAGACCAUCAUUGUCCCUACCUUAAUAAUUGCAUUGGAAAAAGGAAUUAUAAGUACUUCAUUGGGUUCUUAUGAUUUAUCAUCCUCAAUGGUCUGACAAUUCUUGCUAGUGUGAUUAUUUACAUUACCGGAGACUUCCAGCCAGGACAUAAGCCUUCAAGAGAUAGCCCAGUGAAGAACACCCAAGUUGCAAGAGUAAUCAUUGGAUGAAUUAUGAUAGCCACUAUAAUCCUGUUCCUGUUACUGUUCUUUCUGUGAUGAUUCCAUACUUAUCUUAUAUUAAAUGGUAAGACUACCAAGGAAAAGCUUACUAAAUAAGGAUCAGAAGGAAUCAAAGUUCCUUUCAUGGCUUGUUGUUGGUAGUCCUAAUUUCAAGGGAGGCAAUCAGUGGCUAUCAAGACAUCAGUACAAUCUAUAUAAACAAGCCGUUAGAGAAAUCAAGAAUGGUAUGGUCACUGAACACCAAGCAACUCUUCUCAUGAGUAUUUUCCAUCAGCAAAGAGAGAAGAUGAAAGGGCUAAAUUGAUCUGGUAGCGACUCAAAAAAUGUACAUAAAGCGAGUAAUCAGAAUCAAUUUCCCCAUGUUGAGCAAGAUUUUAUCGAUAGUCUUCAGAUCAGAGCAGGAAGGCGUAGCAAGUAUGAAACUCAUUCUAUUGCUAAAAACCAAGCCGAAGAAGAUCAGAAGUAUGAUAGCAACAUAAUGAUGAAGCAAAACUUUGGAGUUCAAAAUAAACUUGAGUUUGCAAGCAAACAUUUAUAUAAAGAGCCUUCAGAGAGUGAUGUGCCAUUUCAAGUUAUUAUUAAGAGAUCGGGGAGGAAACUAAAGAACUCGCAUAGAAUAAGCUCUAGUGAGUCUGUUCCUUACUCCCAGACAUUUUGAAAGGAGCCUGAUUGGAGCCAGUCUAUUAAAAUAAACACAGAUUUGGACCAUCAGAGUAGUGAUCAUUUUGGUAAUAAUAGAGCGUACUCAAUUAGAGUUUUCAGAACAGAAAAUGAGCAUUGAAUAGAUUGGUAUCAGGACAGAGAUUUAGCAGUCCAAUCUCGUCAGUCCAAUCCCUUGAUUAGUAUAUCUUCUCUCUAACUUAUUCAAAAGUACUUUAGUAAAA